UGCGGUAAUAAUUUUGAUUUUUGCAUAACCUUAUAUCAAUACUUUUGUUUUUAUACGAAAAAAUACAAUAUUAGAUUAAUGUUUUCUGCAAUCAAUGGUUAGCAAUAUACAUAUUGAUACUUGUAAGUAACAUUAUUUUACAUAAUAUAGAACACUGUUAAGAAAAGAAAUCAAACAUGUUAUCAUCGAUUGUCAAGGAGCACCAAAGUAAACAAGCAGCAAGAAAGGAAAGGCAAGAACAGAAACGUAAGGAGGCUGUUCAAGCUGCUAACAAUUUAACUCAAGCACUUGUAGAUCAUUUAAAUGUUGGGGUAGCACAGGCAUAUUUGAAUCAAAAAAAGCUUGAUGCUGAAGCUAAACAAUUACAACACAGUGCAACCAAUUUUGCCAAACAGACACAAUCCUGGUUGAAUUUAGUGGAAUCAUUUUCAAGUGCCUUGAAAGAAAUUGGUGAUGUCGAAAAUUGGGCUCGAAGCAUAGAAGGUGAUAUGAGAACGAUUGCCACUGCCUUGGAAUAUUCUUACAAAGCUACACAAGAAACUCAAGCUGCAGGAUCAUCUUAAAAGCACAGAUUUAUGUGCUUUGAUUCUUUAGAUUUAUAAACGAGAUAGAUUCUUUUAUUUUAUCCAUUCCACAUAGAUGAAAAAUUAGAAAUUAUUUGUAUAAUUAUUAUUCAUGUAA
Polistes dominula (European paper wasp) is the source of this 681-nucleotide messenger RNA. It is a transcript of the gene Blos1, whose product is annotated as biogenesis of lysosome-related organelles complex 1 subunit 1. Gene Ontology annotation, biological process: endosomal transport. NCBI's taxonomy places the organism in Eukaryota, Metazoa, Arthropoda, Insecta, Hymenoptera, Vespidae. Gene Ontology annotation, cellular component: BLOC-1 complex. The record is from RefSeq and is a predicted model, not a curated record.